AUGGCCCGCACUGGCUUCUUCCACCACAUCGGCAGCUUCUUGCUGUUCGCCGCCACCAUCCUGCUGCUGGUCACGACCAUCUCGGCACCCGUCGUCGACAACAUCUCCUUGCUCAAGGUCGACCUGGCCAACGGCACCAGCGAACACCAGUCCGCCAUCACCUUUGGCACGUUCGGCUACUGCACCAUCCACACCGCCGACGGCCACAAUGUCUGCUCGCCCCGCAAGAUUGGCUACAACCCUGCUGCGGUUAUCCACGAUGACGAGCACUUCUCCAACGCCUCGGAAGACUCCACCAAGGCCCUGACCCGUGUCAUGGUCUUGCACCCCAUUGCCACGGGCGUUGCCUUUAUUGCGUUCCUGCUGGCUGUCGGCGCCGGUGUCAUCGGCUCGUUCCUUGGCGCGCUCGUCUCACUCGUCGCGUUUCUCAUCACCGUUAUUGUCCUGAUUACCGACUUUGUGCUCUUCCACAUUGUCAAGAAGCACGUCAACGACGACCUCCGGGGCGCCUCGGCCAAGUACGGUGUCGGUCUCUGGCUGAUCCUGGCCGCCGCCAUCGCCCUGCUGCUCGGCACCCUGGUUGUCUUCUUCACGUGCUGCAGCGCCCGUCUGCACCGCUCGCGCAAUCACUCGAACAAGGUCGACCCAGCCUACGUUGCGCAGCCCCGCCGCCGCCGCUUCUUCUAA
Messenger RNA from Sporothrix brasiliensis 5110, 687 nucleotides. Its product is annotated as pali-domain-containing protein. The record is from RefSeq and is a predicted model, not a curated record. The coding region runs from base 1 to 687 and encodes 228 amino acids. The transcript has a single exon. Gene Ontology annotation, cellular component: growing cell tip; plasma membrane; cell division site. Lineage: Eukaryota; Fungi; Ascomycota; Sordariomycetes; Ophiostomatales; Ophiostomataceae.